Molecule: messenger RNA, 6601 nt
Organism: Eriocheir sinensis (Chinese mitten crab)
Lineage: Eukaryota; Metazoa; Arthropoda; Malacostraca; Decapoda; Varunidae
Gene: M6
Product: neuronal membrane glycoprotein M6-a-like
Exons: 5
Coding region: 16-795 (259 amino acids)
Biological process (GO): neuron projection development
Cellular component (GO): plasma membrane
Source: RefSeq, a predicted model, not a curated record
CAACUUUUCAUCAUCAUGUCAUCCAUUCAAGCCUCGUGUCUUUCCUUCCCAACAGGUCGCAAGUGCCGUGACUGCAUGACGCGGGUGCCGUACGCCACACUCAUUGCCACGGUGAUGUGCUGUGUGGGGGUUGGGGUGUUCUGUGGCACCAUGUACAGGGGCACCACACUGACGCUGCGGCUGUUUGAGGAAGUUUUCAAUCUGCACAUAAAAUGGGUUGAGCCAGUUCAGCUAACGUUCAUGGUGGUUGGUGCAGGCAUGGGUGGUCUCGGCCUUAUGAUUCUCUUCGUUGGCUGCCUCUCAACUGGUGACACUCGCAACCGUGUUUACCGAACCUGGCGAGGCAGAGUUGGCGGCAGGAUAUCUUGUGCUAUAUUCAUGGGCAUCACCUACCUCCUAACGCUGGCCUGGCUGCUCAUGUUUGCUGCCCUUAUCAUUGUCACCAUCUUCUACACGCUGGCCUGGUUCCAGUGCAUCAACGUUCCCAGCAGCGACUGCAUCGACUACAACCAGUUCAGCUUUUUGUUCCCUCAAGACACUUUGGAGGAAGAGAAACGCGUGUGUCCCGGGGGCAAGAGAAAGCUGUACUGCAAGGACUAUGUGAACAACGCUGAGAUCAUGUUCAUCUUGGCCACAGUGUCUGCCUUCCUGGUCAUUCUUUCCCUGGUACAUUACCUGAUGUGUCUGGCAGCCAACUAUGCCCACAUCAAGGACCAGGAAAAGUUCAUGGACCUGCAGGAGAUCCAGUUUUUGCACGAGUCUGAGAUGUCGACACUUCCCAAAGACCGCUUCUAGGACACCGCCCAAGGGAUCUACUGGCGCAGCACCCAGCACCGCCGCUACUACUGAUGGGGACGUUCUCCUCUAGUGCGGCUAAAAUGUGCAAACCUGUGCCUUCACUCACGGCAGCUGUGGGGCCGUGUUGUCAAAUAGCCUGUAACAUUAUGCACUCUGCUAAGCCUCACAGGGAAAGUUGGGACUUGUUUCUGGCAACAGACUAAAGCUCGUAUUUUGAAACGUAUCGGGGCCCCACUCCGCCUGGUUGAAAAGCCUCUCGUAGAAGUUGCUGGGUUUUUCAUGGAUUGUUUUGUGAUGCAAGUGAUAGUUUUAACUGACUUCUGCACCUAGAAUGGGAAUAUCUCAUGAAAACCUGGUUAAUAUUCUCUGUGGCCUUGGGAAAUGGUCGUGAUGGGACCCGAUGCUUUUAAGAAUAUGAACCUAAGUUUGAUAAGUAGUAGACUAGUCAUUCCUCAUUUCCAGUUUCAUAACAUACAUACUCUGGUAACAGUUAUCCCCCCAAGGCUGUAACAUGUUGGAUUAUGGGACAAAUCUAAGCCCCUAGAGCAAAAGUGUUCAUGUGAAAUAUGAGCAUCUAAACUUGACCUUUGAAUAUAAUUAAAAUAAUUGACUUUAAUUCUUGCAUUAAGAGUAGUUUAAUGUCUUUUGGGAAAUUAAUGACAGGGAACUGCAAGAACAUAUAAUGGAAAGCUUAGUUACACAGGUGUAGCUGCAGGUGCCUACCACCAUAUAUCAUCUGUGUGUCACUCACCAAUGGUCUGAUCAUAUACUGGACAUUCAAUCAGCAGUCACCAUCCUUCCCAAAAGAUCAUAGAGCUGCUAUUGUCCAAAGUAUGGGUUCAGCUGGAACUUAAUACACCCUAUACCCCUUGCUCAAGGAGGGACAAUAAACCCUCCUGUCAGCGAACAAACUUUUUGGCCUGAGCAAGCCAUGAACCUCCGGCUGCCGGGUUGUCAAGUUGAGGACGAGUCCACUACACCAUGGAGCAGUGGAAGGCUUUCAGUGCAGCUCACCAGCCUUAGGAGCCAAUACACAUGUAUGUUUCUGUAGCUCACGAGUGCCUUAGUCUGUGCCUUGCAUUCCACUGUAUGCUGUAAAGUCAAUUUGAUAUAAAUCUCAGGCAUAGGUUGUUGGCUUUAUUAUGGGAUGUGUGGGGCCUCUGGAAGGGGGCAGCUGUCAUGGAUUUGAAGUUCAGAGUGCUUUAUUAUGUGCCUUGCAUCCCACCAUAUGCCAUAAAUUUGGCUUUAUACGGUUUCCAAGCAAUGUUUGUUGGGUUCUUUAGAGUGUAUAGGAGUACAGCUGCCUAUUAUAAGGUGUACAGGACUCAAGAAGACCACUUUAGAGUGUACUGGGCUACAGAAGGCUAUUUUAGGGUACAGGACUACAGAAGGAAGCUGCUAUAGUGAACAUGAUUACAUAAGGUUACUAUACCAUUUGCAGGACAACAGAAGGCUACUACUUUAGGGUGUAAAGAUUAGCCUACAGAAGGUGGAGCAGCUAUUGCAGAUUUGCAGCUUUAGGGGCCUUAUUUUGUGCCUUGUUUUUCAUGUUGUCCAGUAAAUUCAAUGCAGUGUGGUUCCUAGGCAUAUGUUGUAGGCUGUUGUAAGGUGUAUAAGGCCCCAGGAAUGGGACAACACUCAGAUUUUGUACUAGUGCUUGGUUCUCAGGACUGUAACCCCCAUGAAAUUUGAGGAAUGACAGGAUCUGUCAACUGAAUGUCAGAGUUCACUUUCCCUGUAGAGGAUAACAAGCAACAUGUUAGGGAACUUUUUGUCAGCUGGCACACCCUGAUGCUCUGCUCUGGCACCAGAUAUAGUGUUAAGCCAGGCAUCCAUCCAUCCGUGAUCCGUAUCCACGUCUGCAUACGCCACAGAAAAUUUUAACAUUGGAACAGGUCAAGAAUCCAUUGAUCUUACCAUGGCUAUGGCAGUAAUCACAACACCUCUCCCUGCUGCAAAAGAUAAGUGAGUAGAACUAAAAACUAUUACACCACAGAUCUACAGCUGUAGGUGGUUGCUUUUGGGGGGCUGGGUAGAGAUUCUCUCUUCUCAGCACUAAUGCUGUCCAGAGCAGAGGGUGGCUGUCCAUUGUGAGAGGCACGUUGCUUGAAUUCUGUUGGGUGGGUGGGCUGUGCUAAGCUUGUUGGCUGCUUACGCUGCUGCUACAAGUUGCUAGGUUAUAAUUCAUCUUAAUUUUAAUGCAGUAAACCCUUUAUUUAACAAACUGUGAGGAACACUGUCAUUACAUCUCAAAAUUUGCUUCAUCCAUAGUAAUGGGUGCAAGAUACUGCAUGAGACAAAAGCCAAAUACAUUGUUUAUCAUUGUUUUAUCAAAAAAUUGUUGUUUUAGUGGUUUCCAGAAAUGUUAUUUUUAUCAAAGAAUCACAUGAAUUGUAUCAAAUAUAAACAAGAAAAUUUAUAUUACACUUGCUUCAUAUAGUUCAUUAUAUGUACAGUUUUCUCAUGAGGUUUUUUAAGUGGAGGGUUUCCUGUGAUAGAGGCUGUACGUUGUUGUGUGUAGUUUUGUUGAAAGUAUUCACAUUAAGUAUAUUUUAUUUAAGUAUUCACUCAAGAUCUAUUUGACACGUCGGUUUGCUGUUUUGUGAGAGGUCUAACCAUGUUGGAUAGAAGUUUCAUAGCACUAGACCUGAUGUUUUCAUGGAGGAGAAAAACAAUUCACUUAAGUUUUAGGAACUUACUGGGAAAUUCAAGUUGCUGAGUUGCAGACAAAAACAUCAACCCACUUUAUUCUUAACUUGUGACUAAUAAUAACCCCUUUCAACAUGGCAAGUUACAUGGGGCAGAAUGAGACUGAAGGGUGAGGAAGUGAGAGGGGAAAAUGGAGGAAGAUGGGGUUGGGGGUGAACUGACAGGGGAGGGGAAUAGAGGGAGAGGAAGGGGCAGAGGGAGGGUGGGGGGAUGAAUUUGUAGGGGAGGUGAGUGUAGAGGAUAGGAAUUGAUGUUUUGUCAGCAGCAGUUACUGUUACAAUGUAGGUUAACAUCCUCUGCCUCAGCUGAGAGAAAAUACAGAACACCCUCACUUUGUCAAGCCAAAGGGGUGACGGCAUAUCCGAACAUCUGUUAUAUCAAAGGGAUCCAACCUUCUUGUAUAUAACGAAUUGAACAAUUUCCAAGCAUUGCCACAUGUUACAAAGUUGGUUGUAUUAGAUGAGAGUUCUUAUAUACAUGUAGCUGGGCAUGGAAGGACGUGCAGAGGAAUUUACUGUUGGGCAGACAAAGCUAGACUGAGCGGCGUGCAACACCCAAUUGGCUUUGUUUCCACCGGCACCAACUGACUUGCGUGUACAUUCUCUGCCAGGCCACGCCGAACCAAACCUCGCACUCACCGAAGUAGUAAAUCCUUGCCUUUACUACAUUGGCCCAUUAAGUUAGUUAAAGCCAAAAUUUGUUAUAACGAGUCUGUAAAAUUGAGGGUUUUCUGAACUACAGCAACAAUAUAGAUCCUCUCAGUGUCCCUGCCCCCUGUAUUUAUAUGGAAAUUCGUUUCUCAGGUAGAUAUUGUUUGCCUGGGGGUUAAGCAUGCUUUAAGGAGGUUUACUAGGUUUACAGAGCCUUGUGUGUGUGUGUGUGUAUGUGUGUGUGUGUGCAGCAUUAGCCCUUCAAAAUAACACCACUAACACUUAAUUCUCUUUAGUUUUCAUCUUAAUAUGCCUCCUCUACUCCUAUAUCCAGCAAGAGCUCACUCAGGACCAGGAUUAGUAUUCUCGAACACUUCCACCUCUAGCAUCAGCCAACAAGGAGAUUAGUCAAGUUGUUAUAAGUGUUUUUCAUAUUCAGGGUACAGAAGAAAGGUCAACCUACCACCAGGGGCUUUGUGGUAUAGUGGUUAGCACACUCGGCUCACAACCGAGAGAGCCCGGGUUCAAUUCCUGGGCGGAGUGGAAAAAUUUGGGCGGCUUUUCCGAUACCCUACACCCCUGUCCGCCCAGCAGUGAAUGGGUACCAGGUAUUAAUCGGGGGUUAUGUCCCGUCUCCUGGGAUCUGUUCCCUUCUAUAAUUCCUUCCCCUUCUGUCUCUCUCCAGCAUAUGACCACAUAUGUUGCGCCGACUAAACAAACUUUCCAACUUUCAACCUAUCACCAGGGCCAUAAAGGUACCUCUGGCAAUGCCCAAAACUCCAACGAAAACUCUGUCAAAUGUGAGUGUGUGUAAGUGGCGAAGGGUUUGAGAAUACUGUCCCAGACAUACAUGCUGCAGGGCCCUGGACUCAGAAGCACAUUUGUCCCCAUCAUGGCCACAGCACUUCUUAGUUACGCUGCACCUGGACAUAAUUCAAAGGUCAAAGUUGUAGCCAUAGAAUGGGACUCUCAAUAGGCCUAACAGUAUAAAAAAUAAGUCUGGAAUAGAUUUAGUUAACAAUCUGGAAGGACAUGAUUUUUUUUUUUUUUUUUUUUUUUUUUUUUUUUUACGUCGCUGCCUGUUGCGCCGGUAGGCAUCUUCCUGGUGGGGCCUGAUGGUCGGCCCAAGGCUUCUUCCAGGUGGGGCCUGAUGGUCGGCCCAGCCCGUUCUGGCGCAGGCGAGUGUUUUUAUAGUGGCGCCAUCUUGCAUGUGCUGUAUUAAGCUAUUCUAGGGUCAGGGACUGUUAAGAACAAACUGCAUAAUUAUUUGUAAUCAAUGCAUCAGCCUGGGGCCCAUGAAGGGUGAGGCCCUGUGAGUAUUGCCCUUAAUCUGGCCUUGGGUUCAGUAGUUCAUCUGAGUUAUUUGGAUUCUUUUCCUAUAAUUUUAUUAUACUUUGUUCCUUAAGAUCUGCUGCUCCUUACUGCCUUGCUCUGUACUUUUCUGCUCUGCACUAAUACUACUAAUGUGGACACCAGCUCAGCCCAACAGACCAGAGAACAGUGUUUUGCUUCUAGAGAUCCCUUGGGUGAACCUAACUAAGUGUGGGUGACAAGUCUGAAUAUAGACGAUAAUUUUGAUACAACAGAGAAAACUAGAUGUGUGCUAUACUUGAGGUCAUGGCUUCCAAGCGACAGAUGACCAAGGCUGCUUCUAGGUACAUGCAACCAUUUAUUGCCCCUUUGUCUGCAGGUCCCAAAAUAAUGAAUGUUUGAUCUUAUACUCAUGUAAAAGCUGCCUUAUGAGUCGACCCCCCUUCAAGGCCAUGAUAUAUUUGCUUGAGGAAUAUAUAUAUCCCUAAGAGUAGUAGUGAAAGUAGUUGUAAAAGAAAUAGUGGUAGUAGUAGUAGCUGUGAUAGUCUGGAAAAGUAGCAUCCAUGUAAAGGCUGACUGUCUCAAGAAUUUGUUCAAGAGUUUUACAUGAGUAUAUAACGGUAUUCUGAGAUGAUCAAAGUACAUCUUGUAUAUACAGAAGGGGGUACACUAGAGGGCACCAGAAUAUAAUCUUAUCUCCUAUUUAAGCCCCAGAAGACUAGAAUGGAACAUUGCAGGCAACACAUUGAUGUCAGGGGAAGAUUUAGAUGUGUCACGCUAGAGAUCUUGGUUUCAUAGUGGCAGUAAAGAUAAGGUCAGUGAAUAUGACCUCAUGAAACACAGUGUAUCUGAUGUGUGUGUGUGUGUGUGUGUUACGUAUUAGUAUUUUUACAGGAUAGUCAUGCUUGUAUGGCCCAUAUUUUAUCACAUAGUGUGUGUGUAACUUAAGACACAGUUAUUGAAAUAUUGUUAAAUGCAACUGUCUUUGGAAUAAGUGUGUGUGUGUGUGUGUGUGUGUGUGUGUGUGUGUGUGUGUGUGUGUGUGUGUGUGUGUGUGUGUGUGUGUGUCCACUAUUUGAAAAUAUAUUGUAUAAUGCCACUGUCUUUGUAAUAAUAAACUUUUGUACCAAUUA